Messenger RNA from Phytophthora sojae, 240 nucleotides. RefSeq lists its product as hypothetical. The annotation marks the transcript as partial. The record is from RefSeq and is a predicted model, not a curated record. The transcript has a single exon. NCBI's taxonomy places the organism in Eukaryota, Oomycota, Peronosporomycetes, Peronosporales, Peronosporaceae.
CCGUACACUCGUGAACUUCCACUUGGCCAACUGCAAACGACCCUAUCGAGCAUCGUGGCGUAUGUGUUGACGGAGUUGCUCUCUCUUGUAUCACUUCAAAUAAUAGUGAGGCGCAAGCUCGGAUUGUCACUGCUGCACCAGCUCGCGUUCGUGCUGGAGACAGAGGUGGGAUCGCUACAAGGUCGGUUGAUCACAUGGAUUGUUAUCCUAUUUCAGCUCCCGCUGGUACACUUCGGUAUG